This is a messenger RNA of Lactuca virosa, 2112 nucleotides long. The record is from the annotation of a GenBank genome assembly. NCBI's taxonomy places the organism in Eukaryota, Viridiplantae, Streptophyta, Magnoliopsida, Asterales, Asteraceae.
AUGAAAUUGUCUCAACUAGUACUGAUGCUGCAGAUUUUGUUGAUUGGGUUCGUGAAUGCUACACAAUGUAAGCCCACAUGUUCUGACAAAUGUGGAAAUGUCUCCAUACCUUACCCUUUUGGAAUUGAAGAAGGUUGCUACCUAGAUGAGUCUUACUACAUAGACUGCAACUCCACAACUGGAAUUCCACACUUGAACGUUUCUAGCAUACUUUCGGUGAUGUUUGGAUUCCAGUCUCGUCCUCUAGAAGUUGUAGAGAUAAAAAUAGAUGGAAACCUUAUUAGAGUUAAUCUACCAAUUGCAUAUAGAUGCUACAAUGAGUGGGGGAAGGUAGUUUCUGGCUCAACGACAACAAUUAGUACAUCGAGGUUCCCCUUUUCAAGCACACAAAACUGGUUCACAGGAGUAGGUUGUGAUCUUGAAGCCAAUAUUGGGCUUAACAACCCGUCUGUUGCUAUGAAGUGUCUAUUGGAUUGUAAUUUUUUUCAUGGUUCUGUUAGAAAUGGGUCAUGCCUAGGUCGUGGAUGUUGCCAAGCUAGUAUUCAACAAGGCAUGACAUAUGCUGGAAUUGAUAUCAGUCUCCCAGAAAACAAGACAUCAGUGGUAGGGAAUCUUAGUAGAUGUGGUUAUGCUUUCAUUGUGGAAAAAGACAAGUAUUACUUUAACACCAGUGAGCUACCCAAUAUGAGCAACAACAUGUCUUUCCCUGUAGCGCUUGACUGGUCUGUAGGGGAUGCAAUGUGUGAAGAAGCUCAAAAGGAUAAAGUAACCUACAUGUGCCAAGAAAACAGUGAAUGUUAUGAUGGGGAAAUUGGUGUUAAGGGAUAUCGCUGCAAAUGCUCUGAUGGAUACACUGGAAACCCCUACAUCCAAAACGGAUGUCAGGAUGUCAAUGAAUGUGAAUCUUCAGAGCUCAAUGACUGUUUGCAAGGAUAUUGUAAGAACACACAUGGGGGUUAUAAGUGUAUUUGUCCAAAUGAUCACCAAGGUAACGCAAAAAAAGGUGGAGAGUGCACACCUGUUGAGCCACAAUCAAAACCUAGAUCGGUCAUUGAAGGUAUCAUUGAAGGUGUUGCAGGUGCAGUAGUGGUAAUGAUUUUUGUCUACUGUGGAGCCAAACGGAGGAUAAGAGUAAAGGGUAGAAAGGACUUCUUCAAGCAAAAUGGUGGUAUCAUGUUACAGAAAACAUUAUUUACAUGUAAAGAUCCUUUCAACAAAGCAAAAAUUUUCACUGAAGAAGAGCUAAAGAAAGCAACAGAAAACUUCAAUGACACAAACAUCAUAGGCCAAGGGGGUUAUGGUACUGUUUACAAAGGAAUUUUAGCAAAUAAGACAGUGGUAGCCAUCAAGAAAUCUAAAGUAAUUGACCAAGGCCAAAUCAAGCAGUUUGUCAACGAGGUGAUCAUUCUGUCACAAAUUAAUCAUCCCAACAUCGUAAAACUCCUUGGUUGUUGCCUAGAGACACAAUUUCCCUUGCUUGUGUAUGAAUAUAUAACCAAUAAGACCUUAUGCCACCACAUACAUAGACAUCCCAUAUUGACAUUUGAAAAACGGCUCAAGGUAGCUGCAGAAACUGCUGAAGCUCUUGCAUAUAUGCACUCAACCACACAAAUUAUCCAUAGAGAUGUCAAGCCAUCAAAUAUACUAUUGAAUGAUGAGUUCACUGCAAAAGUUUCUGAUUUCGGGAUUUCAACAUUUGUCCCUCUUGGUGAAACCCACCUAUCAACAUUUGUUAAAGGAACAAUCGGGUAUAUGGAUCCUGAGUAUUUUUGUACCUCCAAACUAACCCAGAAAAGUGAUGUUUAUAGUUUUGGAGUUGUUCUGUUAGAGUUACUCACAGGAACAAAGAUUCAUUCUUUAGAGACACCACUAACAGUCUAUAGAGGUGCAGCUGCAUACUUCACUUCGCUACUGGAAUGUGAUUUAUUGGUUCAAGUUCUUGAUGAUCAACUAAAAGGAGAUGUGUAUGCGGAGAUGGUGAAACGCUUUACUAAGAUAGCAAUUAACUGCCUUGAUCUUGAAGGGAAGACCAGGCCGACAAUGAAAGAAGUAAAACAUGAGCUCGAGCAACUAAGAUGUGUUUUGUUGUCCAUUGAAGCUCAAAGUAUUUAG